Entrophospora candida is the source of this 792-nucleotide messenger RNA. The record is from the annotation of a GenBank genome assembly. Lineage: Eukaryota; Fungi; Glomeromycota; Glomeromycetes; Entrophosporales; Entrophosporaceae.
AUGUCUUCACUUCGUAAUGCAGUUCAAAGACGCAAUCAUAAAGAACGUUCACAAUUACACUCAAGGAAAAGAUACGGAUUACUUGAGAAGCAUAAAGACUAUGUGCUUCGUGCAAGAGAUUAUCAUUCAAAACAAGAAAGGCUUAAAAAGUUGCGAGAAAAAGCAUACUUUAGAAAUCCUGACGAGUUUUACUUUAAAAUGAUAAAUUCAAAAACAAAAGAAGGAGUUCAUAUACAAGAGCGUAAUAAUGCAUUUUCGGGAGAUAUGAUAAAAUUAUUAAAAUCACAAGAUUUAAAUUAUGUAAAGACGCAACAUGAUCUUGGUCAAAAAAAAAUAGAGAAAUUAAAAAAUGAAAUACAUUUUAUUGAACCAAAUUUAAAAAAAGAAAUUGACGAUAAAAAAUUAAAUUUAUUAAAAGACCAAGAUAAACAACAACAUAUAAUAUUUGUUGAUACAAAGGAAGAAGCAAGAAGCUUUGAUAUAGUAAAACAUUUUGAGACAUUACCAGAAUUAAUGGACAGAAAAUUUAAUAGACCACGCGUUGAAACAUUAAAGAAGAUAGCGAUUAUAAAUGCUCCAGAUGAUGAACAUGAAAUUCAAAAAUUAAAUAGACAAAAAUUAAAAAAAUAUAAAGAGCUAAUUGCAAGAAUGGAACGCCAAGAAGAGUUAAAGAGAGCAGAAAUGGAAUUACAAACACAAAAAAAUUUAAUGGGUAAAGGACGUCGAAGAAAAGUUGGUGUUGAUAAAAAUGGUUUAGCAAUAUUUAAAUGGAAAAAUGAUCGAAAAAAAUGA